This is a messenger RNA of Helianthus annuus (common sunflower), 1457 nucleotides long. RefSeq names its product proline-rich protein 4. Bases 255 to 1130 code for a protein of 291 amino acids. The record is from RefSeq and is a predicted model, not a curated record. The transcript has 2 exons. Lineage: Eukaryota; Viridiplantae; Streptophyta; Magnoliopsida; Asterales; Asteraceae.
ACAUGGGUCAUAAUGUGUAUUGAACUUUCAGUUAGUUGGUGGAGAUAUUGCAUUAACAUGCAUGUUAAGUAUAGUGAAUAUACAUGUGGUGUAAUUGAGGUUAUUUACUUCCCUAUAGGUUAGCCAGCCCCAUAACUGAUCAGCGCUACUAAUAUAUAUACAAGUAGAAAUUAGUUCAAGUAGUCAUUCCAACACCAAGUUCAUGUUAUGUUCUUUUCUUUGAGAUUUUAAGAUUUUCAUUUUAACAUCUCUCGAUGAAGCGCACUUUUGUUCUUGGGUUUUUGUUGGUUUUGUUCUUUUAUGGGAGUUUGUGUUAUGGCAGUGCCAAUAUUGUGGAGGUAGUUGGAUUUGGAGAAUGUGCUGAUUGCAAGGAGAAUAACAUCAAGACAAGCCAAGCAUUAUCAGGGUUAAAAGUGACCAUUGACUGCAAGCUUGAAGAUGGUGAAUUCCAAACAAGAGGUGUUGGAAAGUUGGAUGAUGAAGGACAAUUCAAGUUAAAUCUUCCUCAAGAAAUCUUGAAAGAUGGAAAGUUGAGUGAGGAAUGCUAUGUACAACUCCACAACGCCAUAAAUGCACCUUGUGCAUUUCACAAUGGGUUAGAAGCCUCUAAGAUCACUUUCAUGUCCAAGUCAAAUGAAAAACACACCUUUGGACCGACCGGACUACUCAAAUUCUCGUCGGCAAUUUGCACAUCUGCCACCCUUUGGCCGUCGUUCCCUAAGUCCCACCCUUGGUAUAAGAAAUUUCACAAUCAUUUCCAUCAUCCACCAGUUGCUGUUAAGCCAGAGCCAAAGCACAAACCGGAGCCAAAACCAAAUCCAGAGCCAAAACCAAAGCCAGAGCCCAAACAAGAGCCAAAACCAAAGCCAGAGCCCAAAGAAGAGCCAAAACCAAAGCCAGAGCCCAAACAAGAGCCAAAAUCAAAACCAAAGCCCAAACCGGAGUCGAAACAAAAGCCAAAGCCCAAGCCUAAGCCAGAACCAAAGCCAGAACCCAAGCCCAAGCCAAAGCCAGAACCAUUUCUUAAAAAACCAUGCCCACCAUUUUCACUCCCCAAAUUUCAUCCACUACCGACCCUUCCUCCAAAAUGGAAACAUCAUCCCCUCAUACCUGGGCCACCGCACAUUUAAAUUUUCCCUCCAAAGCAUUUUAAUAUUCCUUAGUCGUGGCGUGUGUAGGCAUAUUCAAAUACCAGUUAAUCUUUCAAGAAUGUAAUAAAGAUUUGUAAGAAGAUGAUGUGGGUAUAUGGAUUGAUGUAUCAUGAUUCGCCAAUGAUGAGAGGUCGCGUUCCAUUGCUUAUGAUUUCAAUAUUUGAGUGUGAAUUUGAUAGGGGUUUGUAGAUGUUCCAGGUUUGAUUGCAACUUGAGUUGUGUUAUUUGUUGUUGUAUGUUCAUUAUUAUAGUUACAAUUGUCUGUACACGUUGAAAUAAAGAAGUUAUUGUGGUUCUCGUAUUAUC